AUGCUAGAUGCCGAUUCGACGAUCUAUGCCCUAUCUACAGCCCCAGGGAGAGCUGCAAUCGCAGUAGUGCGGGUCUCCGGCCCAGCAUGUGUCUCGGUACGAAGCCAUUCAUCCCCCGAACUGCAGUACCUAGCAAUUGUACUAACCACGACUCUCGACUCGCAGAUAUACAAUGCAUUAUGUCCAGAAACAUCCCUACCGAAGCCGCGCCGUGCCGCACUGCGCACCCUCUACGACCCAUCACACCCGCCAUCGGUUAACACGGUCCUGGACGCUGGCGCCCUUGUCCUGUACUUCCCUGCUCCGAAAACAGUGACAGGUGAAGAGCUCCUCGAAUUUCACAUCCAUGGCGGCCCUGCGAUUGUCAAGGCAGUCCUUUCUGCCAUUGCACGAACCAAUCAAACAGAAACCGUCGUACGUUACGCCGAGCCGGGCGAGUUCACACGCCGGGCAUUUAUGAAUGACCGGCUCGGCCUUCCGCAAAUCGAAGCUUUAGGUGAUACUUUAUCUGCAGACACGGAACAACAGCGACGCCUGGCAGUACGAGGUUCGAGUGACGCGCUGCUCAAACGGUACGAGGAUUGGCGCCAGCAGCUACUCUAUGCGCGCGGCGAGCUAGAGGCUUUGAUCGACUUUUCGGAAGACCAGCAUUUUGAUGAGUCGACAGAAGAAUUGGUAUCCUCCGUGGCUACGCAGAUCCAAGCGCUACAAGUUCAGAUUGUCUUUCACAUUCAGAAUGCGUCUAAAGGAGAGCUACUUCGGAAUGGUAUUCGUGUUGCGCUGCUGGGUGCUCCGAAUGCUGGAAAGAGCUCGCUUUUGAACCGUGUUGUUGGUAAAGAGGCUGCGAUUGUCAGUACUGAGGAGGGCACUACUCGUGAUAUUGUCGAUGUCGGCGUUGACUUGGGUGGUUGGUAUUGUAAACUCGGAGAUAUGGCUGGCAUUCGUGCGGAGGCAAAUGACCCUGAAUCUAGUGGCUCUAUUGUCAUUGGUGCGGUCGAAAAGGAAGGCAUCCGACGUGCGAGAACGAGAGCGUUGGAAUCUGAUGUGGUUAUUGUGGUGUUAUCACUUGAAGAUACUGCAAACGGUGCUCGGUUAUCUGUAGAGCCCGAGGUGCUUGAUGCAGUCAAUGACUGUGUACAGGCUGAAAAAUGCCUUGUCGUCGCUGUCAACAAGUGCGACAAGCUUUCAUCUUGGAAAGAAAAUGGCACGCUACCGCAUAAUCUGGCCGCUACCGUUCAUGACCUUCUCCCCGCGGUACCGACAAACCGAGUCUUCGCUAUGUCCUGUGAUGAGGCACAGCGAGGAUGCUCUUCCCCAGGUCAAACCGAUCCUGGCAAGUUACAAGAAUUUUUGAAAGGACUGAUCUCGACAUUUGAGCAAAUUGCCUCUCCGCUGGGUGCUGAAGAAGGCACUCAAUAUGAUACAUCAUACUGGGAGGAUUCACUAGGAGUCACUCAUCGACAGAGCUCCAAUCUACAGAAAUGCAAGGACCACCUUGACGACUUUCUUUCGCAGACUUCUUCUACCCCUGAACCAGACGCUUGCUUCGGCAUCACUCCUGACUCUGUCGAUGUUGAUAUCGACAUCGUUACGGCUGCUGAGCAUCUGCGCUUUGCAGCGGAUAUGCUUGCUAGGAUCACUGGAAAGGGCGAGAGCGGCGAUGUAGAAGAUGUCCUCGGCGUGGUUUUUGAGAAGUGA
This is a messenger RNA of Penicillium longicatenatum, 1698 nucleotides long. RefSeq names its product tRNA modification GTPase. Bases 1 to 1698 code for a protein of 565 amino acids. Gene Ontology annotation, molecular function: protein binding; GTPase activity; GTP binding. Gene Ontology annotation, cellular component: cytoplasm; mitochondrion. Lineage: Eukaryota; Fungi; Ascomycota; Eurotiomycetes; Eurotiales; Aspergillaceae. The record is from RefSeq and is a predicted model, not a curated record. The transcript has a single exon. Gene Ontology annotation, biological process: tRNA wobble uridine modification; tRNA methylation.